CAUAUUGCCAAUAUAUAUAUAUAUAUAGAUAUAUAAAUAUUGUCAAUAUCUGAUGAUAAAAUAGCAGAAAUAUAGAAUACUCUUAGUUUUGGUGUAUGAUCCAAAAUUGAGAUAUUUUGUCGGAGAUGGAUAUUUGACAAGUUAAAGCAAAUGUAUCAAAUUCUAAGUUUAGGUACGAAUUGACUUUUUCAAAAGUCUACUAAAUAAAUUUUAAAAGUUAAAUGAUUACAGACGGGUUUACAUAGAAAACCAAAAAAAAAAAAGAACCCUAAACCACAAACAAUCCUUUUUCAUUCUUUAUAUAAACUGAUGUUCCCCAAAAGGCUUUUCCUCGCCAUAUACCUGUGAAAGAAAAAAAAAAGAGAUAAAAGGGAAACAAUAUUCGAGAGAGAGAUAUGGGUGAGGUGACUUAUAUGGACGAAGGAGAUUUAGAAGCAAUAGUCAGAGGUUACUUAGGCUCCGGAGACGCCUUUUCUGGGGAAAGCUCCGGUGGGUUUUCACCUCCGUUUUGCCUUCCGAUUGAGACGGCUAGUUUCUAUGAACCGGAGAUGGAAACAACCGGUUUAGACGAACUUGGUGAACUCUACAAACCUUUUUACCCUUUCGCCUCACAAACAAUCCUCACAAGCUCCGUCUCUGUCCCCGGAGAUUCAAGAAGUUUCCGAGAUGAUAAAAAACAACGAACACAUGGUUGUCUUCAAUCUAACGGAUCAAGAGUUGAUCAUAUCCGAAUCCCAGUAUCCAAAUCGAAGAAGAGCAAGAAGAAUCAACUAAAGAGAGUUGUUGAGCAAGUGAAGGAAGAAAAUCUGUUGUCGGAUGCAUGGGCAUGGCGUAAAUACGGGCAGAAACCCAUCAAAGGAUCUCCAUACCCAAGGAGUUAUUACAGGUGCAGCAGCUCAAAGGGGUGUUUGGCAAGAAAACAAGUCGAAAGAAAUCCUCAGAACCCGGAAAAGUUCACCAUAACGUAUACAAAUGAACACAACCAUGAGUUACCAACCCGGAGAAACUCAUUAGCCGGUUCGACUCGAGCCAAAUCUUCUCAAACCAAACCGGCCGUAACCAAAAAGUCCGUAAAGCAAGUGGUUUCUUCUCCCACAAGUAACCCCAUGAUCACAUCCACUGAUGUAUCUUCUGUUGCGGUUCAAGAUAUGCGAGUUGCAGAAACGAGUACCUACCAAAUAACCGUAGAAACCAAGGGCACGAGUAACACUUUACCAUCGGAUUUGUUGUCUGGGACGGGAACUUUUCCGACUUGUACCGGUGACUUUGAUGAACUACUGAGUAGCCAUGAGUUCCUCAAUGGGUACUUAUGGAAUUACUAAAGAACAGUAGGUGUAUGUAUAUUCAAACUUAUAUAUAUCUAGGAGAUUUGAGUGUCGUAGUUUUCGUCUUGUUUCCAGCUUGACCUGAAAAUGUAACCAAAUAUAGUUCAUUUAAAUUGUCAUACUAAUGCUAAGACAAAACCCCAUUUUACAUUCGAUUACAUAUAUAUAUUUCAACGUUUUCCACUGCACUAAGAAAAGACUACGCCUAAAAUUGUUAGACACUGUGUGAAAAUGGAACCGUCUUCAGGCCGGUCUAGAUGAUUAAUUAGGCAUCCUAAAAUAUCUAUUUUACAUUAUAGAGACACCAAUAUACAACUCACCCGCCCACCCAGCCGCAUUUAGUAUUUUAAUGAAUGUGAAAACUAAUUUUAACUUUUAAAUCAAAUUAUUGACAAAGAAUUACUAAUAUUCAAAUAAAUGGUCAGACAGUUGCACAAAUCAGCACUUGUUUCCAUCCAGUGUCCAAACUGAACGUGUUUUUAGGCUCUAACGAUUGAUAUGGAUACAUAUGUUUUGUAAGGCAAACAAAGAGGUAACAAAAUUUGGAUUCGAGAAAUUAAGAGAAUCUUUCAUGCCUUGAAACUCAAAAGUCUACUGUCAUUAGCUUUUAUUUACAGAUGGGAUAAGAAACGAGCCAGUCUUAGAUUUCUUGUAUCAUAGUAACUUGGGGAUCAUGCAUUAAACUUCCGUCAACAGAUAAUAUAUUAUUCGCAAUCUAUUCCGAAUUUAUCAAAUAGUUGCAAGUCCCAACUUCUCUGUCUAGCUAACAAUAGAUGACUCGUCUAAGCCACAAACACUUAACCUUAAAAAGAAAUUGAACUGUUGGGAAAAGGAAGAGGCCGCGCAAAUACCCUUGCUGCCACAAAUAAUGACGCAGGAUCUUCCACUUGGGAAGACCUUAAGCUAAGGGCAUCUUUAUUGGUGGGAUGAAGAGAGAGAGGGAGAGAGUCCCUUGUUUUGCUUUUUUUUUUUUUUUUUUUUUUUUGGUCAUUAGAGAGUAAGGGACAGCCUUUAAUUAAGGGCUUUUCCCUUCUCUUUCUUCCUCGGUUCCCAUCCCCUUCCCCUAAGGGAUGCCUUAAGGGACCUCCAAUACAGAUGCCCUAAGCACCCUUCCUUAUUGUGCAAUGGAAGUCACUUCACAGAGACGGACCCACAUGUAUUAAUGUAUUAAUGGUGGGUCAGCUGACACACCUUAAAUGAUAAAAUCCUAAUUUGUUAAAGAGAAACUGUAUAGAUUCAAUAGAUUUGUUGGCAAAAUCUCUCAGGGUGACUCCCCUAAUUCCGGAUUCGACACCCACCUCACACUCUCUUUACCAUUUUUGUAUUAGUGAUUUAAAGCCCAUUAAAUUUUUUGACCCAUGUUAAAAAAUCCUGGGUCCGCCACUGUACUAGCAUUUUCAAUGUUCGACCAUCUUCUCCUAAUAUGCUUGCAAUGUCAAUGUGGGACUGAAUGCUUAUGAUUUAUAUGGUUAUCUAUAAGGCAGCCUCGUAUUGUUAAGAAAUCUAGAAGGAGAUAAAAGGUUUUCUUGUGUAUUAAGAUGUGAAAGUUAAGCCUUAUAUACAGACUCGGUAACAUAUACGUUUGACCUAGUUACAAAACAUUUUUACCUAAUUUCAGGAUUCAAUAUCAAACUUACAAUUUAUGGGCCUAUCGCCCAAUACCCCUCCUCAAGAUGGAGUGUGCAUAUUACAAACACCCAUCUUGAAAAGAAAAAAUACAAAUUCUCUGCAUCCAAGCGCAUUGGCGAUUAUAUCUGCAAGCUGAAAAAGCACGCAUUGAGCCUAAAUUCUAAUGCGUAACUAUUUUUCUAUUUAUCAUGUAUGGCCUAUUUUGUGUUUGGUUUUACUUUGAUUUCUCUUUAUGAAUUAUUUAACGAUGAAACUUUUAGUUUAGCAACCGAUAAAACAAGCAGAUUGUCAUAUGAUGCUGCAAGUGCAAUGCGUGAUCCAUAAUAUUUUAUUUUAUUUUGGUUUAAGGAUAUUGCAACUUUAUAUAUUCUACAUCUUUAAGUGAUAUUUCAAUGAUUUUUCAUAUUUUACGGUGUUACAUUACGUGAUCUGAUUUACAUAGUUAAAGGUGAAGACGUUAUAUUACAGAAAAGAAUCUGUAUGAUCUACAAAAGAAAUUCAGUAUGGCGAUAGGUUAUUCCAACUUAUCCUCAAGAUUUUCAGUGUAUAGACGAGAGCUAAAAACACGACCAAACAGAAAAAGAUUCCGUUGUUUCUUGUAACUCACGUCUCAAAUCAUUAGGACUGUUCUUAAGUCUUGCGUUUAUAUGUGUUGAUGGUGACGCACGGCAUCAUAAGAAAAAUGUAAAGGGUAGAGGCCGUCACCGAUGGUAAGAACUACGGAUAGAAAGAAAACCGAAAAUAAGUUUGGUACAAUAUUAUAUAAUAUCACCUUGUAUAAUUGAAAAUCCAAAUAGCACGUGAUUUUUCUGUGAUAAAAUAUUUUAUAUAAAUUACCUAUUUGAUCCGAAAAAAAUUACCUAUUUUCCAUUGAUAGUUAGUUUUACAUUUUGUACUUACCGUGAUUAGAGGAAACUUUCAAACAUGUAGGGGACUGGAGAUGCAUUUAGUUCCUUUCUUUUCUUAUAUAACCACGCGAAGUAUAAACUUUGAUAAGAAAAAGUGUAAAAACUUGUACUAUAUAAUCUCACUAGUAGUAACGAGAGUAAUCAUCCAAAAACAGAAAAAACUACGUAAGGAAAUAAAAGGAAAAAAAAAGAUGGCGAACAGUGAAAGCGUUGAUUGGCAGUUCAGUGGCAGCGAUGAGGGCAAGGCCGCCUCAGAAGCCUCACUAAGCACUUACACCUCUAAACUCUUUGCUCUGUGCGAUCCUCAAGGAAAGGCCAUUUUGCCUCCAAGAGGUGAAACUGCCGAGACUAGCCACACCGCUGAAAGGGCUGUCGUUAAAGCCGUCCUAUUCGGCACUGGAAACGCCUAUGCUCCCAGUAUUGGCCUUCCGGCGGCCAAAAGGGCAGUAGCAGAUUACCUAAACAGAGAUCUUCCGAAGCAACUGUCACCUGAUGACGUGUUUAUGACCGUUGGAUGCAAACAAGCCAUCGAGCUUGCCGUUGAUACAUUGGCUAAACCAAAUGCCAACAUCUUGCUUCCCAAGCCAGGCUACCCAAGUAACUUAAUCCGUUCCAUCUUCAAGCACCUUGAGGU
This is a messenger RNA of Brassica rapa (field mustard), 4496 nucleotides long. It is a transcript of the gene WRKY29, whose product is annotated as probable WRKY transcription factor 29. Gene Ontology annotation, biological process: regulation of DNA-templated transcription. The record is from RefSeq and is a predicted model, not a curated record. Gene Ontology annotation, molecular function: DNA-binding transcription factor activity; transcription cis-regulatory region binding. Gene Ontology annotation, cellular component: nucleus. Lineage: Eukaryota; Viridiplantae; Streptophyta; Magnoliopsida; Brassicales; Brassicaceae.